AGGAGGCGUAGCCUCGUCGGGGCGGUGUUGCGGAUCUUUGGUGGAUUACAAUCGCCGCCCUGAAACAGAUACACACCAUCGAUUCCAGAUUUUCGCCAUUGUUGUCUUGUAGUCUGAUUGACGCAGCGGAUCCUAUACUAACUUUUCCAUUCGCUAUCGGAGCCUCAGUCCGCGCAAUGGUUGGUCUGCCGUAGGGAGACCCAGCAUGGAGGUUUUUGAUAAAGAUCCAGGGAUGUUUUGUUGAAGUUCUGAGCUGGAGAAGAACUGGAAAAGGAAAGUGUAAUGAAGGAUCGUCUGGCUGAGCUGACUGCUAAUAACAACCAAGCAGAAGAAGAUGUUUAUUUUACAGAGGACUGCAGGGACGGUUUUAUGGAGAACUAUUUCAGGAGGGUGGAGGAAGUCAGGGGACUUAUUGAUAAAAUAUCCUACCAAGUGGAGGAGGUGAAAAAGCUGCACAGCAUGAUCCUAUCUGCACCCAACCCAGACCAUAGUACAAAGAUUCAAUUAGAUGGACUGACCAGCGAUAUCAAAGGGAAUGCCAACGUGGUGCGAACUAAACUAAAAUCCAUGGAGCAAAGUAUGCCAAAGGACGACGUCGCUAACAGAGCGUCUGUGGACUUCAGGAUACAGAAAACUCAGCACACUGUGCUGUCAAGGAAGUUUGUGGAAGUCAUGACCAAAUACAACGAGACCCAAGUGACCUUUAGGGAACGAAGCAAAGGAAGAAUCCAGAGACAGUUGGAGAUCACUGGAAGAAUGACCUCAAAUGAGGAACUCGAGGACAUGCUGGAGAGUGGAAACCCAUCAAUCUUCACAUCUGAUAUAAUUUCUGAUUCCCAAAUCACCCGUCAGGCCUUAAAUGAGAUUGAGUCACGCCACCAGGACAUCAUGCGUCUGGAGUCCAGCAUCAGGGAGCUUCAUGCAAUGUUCAUGGACAUGGCAAUGCUGGUAGAAACUCAGGGGGACAUGGUGAACAAUAUUGAGAAUAAUGUCUCCAAUGCAGCUGAGUACAUUUACCGUGCAAAAGAAGAGACUAAAAAGGCAGUGAGAUACCAGAAGAAAUCACGUAGGAAAUACACCAUCCUUGCCUUUGCUGUGUUGAUCCUGCUUGCUGUCAUUGCGUUAAUUGUUGGCCUGUCUGUUGGACUAACCAAACGCCCUCAAUGAGGCCUCUUGUCUGCGGGAGACAUUUCUCUACCUUGCCUUGUGCGGAGGCUUCCUGCUUGUACCGUACUCAUCUCGCUAGCUUGAGUCUAUGGCGUAAUUUCUUUCUUCACAAAGGGCCAUCUCCACAACAAGACCACAGCUCUCCAUUCGGUACCAUUACGAGAAAGAUUUCCUUAGCACAGAGAUGCAAGUGUAGUUUGCAAAAGGCACAUCACACCUAGUAAACUGGAAGCAUAAAGGUCACUACAACAUCACUGGAAAGGGUUCUGCUUCACACUUGCUUGUUUGCAUGUUUUUUACUGUUACAAGGUAUAUAAAAAAAUGUGUGAUACCUCUUAUAUGUAGUGCAUAACUUUGUGGGAACUGUUCCACUUGAAAAAUAUUUAAUAGGUUAAUUUACCAUUUUCUGAGGUUCACCAAGACCUUGGCACUAAAUCAUUACCAGUAUAUAUUGCGAUAGACAACUGAUCAAUAUCAAUAGAAAGUAUGUCCAAGUAGAUUUUCGGUCUGAAACUCUGAUCCAGGGCUACAUGGUAUUCUGUGGAAUACAGACAGAGGAGCAUGGUUGGUGGUCAGUUUGACCUAAUUUUAAAAGUUAAAAUAAUAACUGGCCUCACCAAAUUGCCAAAAAUGCCUGAAAAACCAUAUAUUAUAUUAAAUGCUGUUCUUUAACCCAGGGGAGGGUCUAGCCUGCCAUAUAAAACCAUUGUUAUGAUAAAUAAUAGCCUUACUGUGGCAGUAAUAGGCUGCAAAUGUGGAAGCACCAUAUACAUGCUGCAUAUGGGACGUGACAGAUAACCGGUUAAAGAUUACAUUCAUACUGGGUUAGCGUUACAAUUUUAAUGUGGCCUUCUUCUCCCUCAGGCUUUAUUUCGAAUAGAUAAAGAAAAAAGCAAAAAAUUAUCGAUAUUGACUGAUAUGACAGGCUUAUAUCGUAACACAUUUUUUGCCAUAUUGCACAGCCCUAGGUUGACCUAGGAAGAACAGCUGCUGGCUGAAGCUUCAUUUUUUGGCAAGAAUACAUGAAGGUCUAUCAGUCUUUUAAGAUGUUGUUGCAAAACCUGUCAACUUAGCAUGACUAGUUGCAAACUUUAAAAAUGUGAUUUGAAUUUUCAGAAGAUCCAACUGUUGUAACCUUCAUGUAUAAUGUAAAAUUCUAACGUUGCAGUGCCAGCACUUGUUGUCCUCCCACUUUUAUUACUUUUUUAGGUUAGAAAUUUAAAGGUGAAAACAGAUUUAUUACUUAUAGAUACUUUAGAAAAUGCAAAGAAAAUCUUAAUUAAACUUAAGGGUGUGAUGACUGAAAUUAUCAUGAUAAAAGUGGUGCAUUAAUGCUUUACCUUAGAUCAUUCUUUCAAGAGCGCCCAUUUUAUUUUCUGUGUUUUGUACUUAAAGUGCAUUUCUGAAUGAUGUAAAUAAAAUAUCACAAAUAAAGGGUUGGUGUAAAAUGAUUUAUUUUCUUGUACUGUUUUGCUGAUUAAAUAUAAUAAAGUAAACACAUGGGUAAAAACUGCACACCUCCGCAUCUUUGAAAUGGCUAGCCUCUAAAUGUUAUUCCAAGGGUUUGCCUUUUACAUUGCCUUUGUAGCAGAAAGCAGAUGGAAACAGAGGCGUUUGUUUACUUCAGGCCUAAUGGGCACUUUGCACAAAACAUUUGAUUCUGGCGU
Messenger RNA from Cyprinodon tularosa, 2834 nucleotides. RefSeq names its product syntaxin 2b (gene stx2b). Gene Ontology annotation, biological process: exocytosis; intracellular protein transport; synaptic vesicle fusion to presynaptic active zone membrane. Lineage: Eukaryota; Metazoa; Chordata; Actinopteri; Cyprinodontiformes; Cyprinodontidae. Gene Ontology annotation, molecular function: SNARE binding; SNAP receptor activity. Gene Ontology annotation, cellular component: presynaptic active zone membrane; synaptic vesicle; endomembrane system. The record is from RefSeq and is a predicted model, not a curated record. Bases 283 to 1167 code for a protein of 294 amino acids. The transcript has 12 exons.